This is a messenger RNA of Xyrichtys novacula (pearly razorfish), 351 nucleotides long. Lineage: Eukaryota; Metazoa; Chordata; Actinopteri; Labriformes; Labridae. The record is from the annotation of a GenBank genome assembly.
AUGGUUAACAUGACUUUCUUUCUCUUGUCUUUCCAGAUCAAGUCCAGGCAGAGAGUGGCUAAGACUGUCCUGGUGUUUGUCGGCCUGUUUGCUGUCUGUUGGCUGCCCAGUCAUGUGCUCUACUUGUACCGCUCUUACCACUAUGACAAGGUAGACACCUCACUGGGCCACUUCAUUGCCAGUGUGCUUGCACGCAUAUUGGCUUUUACCAACUCCUGCGUGAACCCAUUUGCCCUUUACCUGAUGAGCAACAGCUUCAGGAAACACUUCAACAGGCAGCUCCUGUGCUGUGCUCCUCCUGAAAAGCUCCACAGACAGAGCAGCAGGAGUACAAAUAUAACCACUGUCUAA